Leguminivora glycinivorella is the source of this 404-nucleotide messenger RNA. RefSeq names its product acylphosphatase-2-like. Gene Ontology annotation, molecular function: acylphosphatase activity. Bases 23 to 337 code for a protein of 104 amino acids. NCBI's taxonomy places the organism in Eukaryota, Metazoa, Arthropoda, Insecta, Lepidoptera, Tortricidae. The record is from RefSeq and is a predicted model, not a curated record. The transcript has a single exon.
UCUAAUAAAAUUUUUAUAAAUAAUGUCAAGAUUGUCAACUUACAAGCCACCCGUAGUUCACACAACAGACUUUGAGGUUUUCGGGAAGGUGCAAGGCGUCUAUUUUAGAAAAUACACACAGAAAAAGGCCUUGGAUUUAGGGGUAAAGGGAUGGGUGAUGAAUACUCCUCACGGCACCGUGAUUGGCCAACUUCAGGGUCCUCCGGAGAAGGUACAGGCUAUGAAGAGCUGGCUGCAGCUGAUAGGGAGCCCUAAGUCCAAAAUCGGAAAGGUUGACUUCAAAAAUGAAGGCGCGAUAAAGGGUUGUAGUUUCCAGAGUUUUACUAUACGCCGUUAAAAUUUGUAUUGUUACCGUUAAAAUGUAUCUUGUUAUGUAAUAAUUUAAUAAAUUGCCACGUGAAACU